AUGCGCUCAACAGCAGGCUCUCCAUUGUCUGCGCUGGCGGCGGCCGCGGCCGCCUGCAGCGACGCACGCGAGUUCUACCACCUCCUCCCCGGCCGCGAGGUGGUGGUCGGCGCGCAGCCGCUCGGCUCGAAGCUGCAGCUGCAGCUGCAACCGGACCUGCAGCCAGAGCUGGACGCGCGCCGCGAGGUGCGCGCGCUGCGGCGGCGGCGCACGCAGCUGAUGCAGCAGCAGCUCGAGUUUGAGCGGCAGCAGCUGCUGCGGCCGGUGACGAGCAACGCCGUCGCCGUCAGCAGCACCGGCACUUGGCCAGCAGAAGGUGCUGCCUGCCAGCAGUGGCACCCUGAAGAGGCAGAAGAUCGCCACCGGCAGCAUCAUCCAGGGUUUGCGGCCGGGUCUCAGAAGGGGCGGCGGCUAAACCGGUCAACGGCAUCUGCGCAGCAGCCGCCUUGGAGGCCGCCAUCACCCCAACCAGAGCUGCAGCAGGAUGCCGCGCGCCUGAGCCAGGUGAUUGGCCAAGAGGCGGGUAUCGAAGAGGCAGCGGCGGUGGGGCGAAGACCGAGGGCGCCAUGGUGCGACACCUUGGCAGAGGAUGACGAUGACGAUGACGAGGAUCUUGGUGGUGCGGGGGCCACAGACAUGUGGGUCUGGAGGAAGGGCCGGCUGGCCCUCCAGGAUGACACGUCGCUGCGCGCCCACCUCCACAGCACCACCUGCUGCAGCAUGUGCCAUGGCUCCCGCCUCGCAUCGCCAGACGGGGCGCUUGGGACCCUGCAGUCGCGCGCCAGCCCGGUCAGGCGCUCCCUGGAGGCCGUCCUGGGAGACGCGCGCAGAUCCUUGAGCAGCGAGCGCGAGGCAGGCGCGCAGGCGCAGGCCGCCGCAGAGCACCGCGCCGCGGAGCAGCGGCGCGCCCGCCUGCGGCGGCAGCAGGCCGAGGAGCGCGGCCAGCUUCGAGGGGGGCGCGACCUCGUCGCGGCAAAGCAGGCCAAGGUUGAGGCGACGCUGCAGGUGUGA
Monoraphidium neglectum is the source of this 1011-nucleotide messenger RNA. RefSeq lists its product as hypothetical. NCBI's taxonomy places the organism in Eukaryota, Viridiplantae, Chlorophyta, Chlorophyceae, Sphaeropleales, Selenastraceae. The coding region runs from base 1 to 1011 and encodes 336 amino acids. The transcript has 5 exons. The record is from RefSeq and is a predicted model, not a curated record.